Messenger RNA from Caenorhabditis briggsae, 675 nucleotides. Bases 1 to 675 code for a protein of 224 amino acids. The record is from RefSeq and is a predicted model, not a curated record. The transcript is spliced from 5 exons. NCBI's taxonomy places the organism in Eukaryota, Metazoa, Nematoda, Chromadorea, Rhabditida, Rhabditidae. Gene Ontology annotation, cellular component: nucleus.
AUGACGAGUGGAUUUGUGAGCACAACCGAACUUGACGAAGAAAAAAAAGCUCGGCAAGAAGCUUGGGAGAAAGCUCGCAAACCAACAGAUACAAUUCUUGCUCCUGAACCGGAAUAUUGUAACAAGACGCUGUUCGAACAGCUAAAAGACAACAAAGAUGCAAAGCAAUUGGAAAUCGAUGAAGCAAAAAAACUCAAAAAUAUGGUUCGUGGUAUUGACGAAGAUGAAAGCACAUUUUUGUCAGAUCUGGAUACCACCAAAAGAGUUGUUAAAAUGCAAAUGAAAAGAGAAGAGCAAGAAGUUAUAAAAGAAAUGACUGUCACUCAACAUCUUGCUGCAAAUCAGCCAGCUGCGCCUCGUUUCAUUUUGAAACCAUCGACUUCUUCAGCGGGAGCUGUUCAACCUAAAUCUAAACAAGCGGCUUUCUUAAGUACUGCCAUCAAAAGAAAAUCAACAAGCGCUGGUCCAGAAGAAAAGAAAGAAGAAGUUGUACCACCAACAAAGUUGCCGAAACAAGAACCCGUUAUCAAAAAGAUUGGAGCCCUUCAGGCACUAUGUGAUUAUGCUCCAUCUAGUGAUUCGGACAGCGACGCGUCUUCAGACAAUGAACCAGAUACCAUUCCAAUUCUUGUCACAUCACAACCUCAGAAAAAGAAGGAAGGUGGAUGCGAAUAA